This is a messenger RNA of Hermetia illucens (black soldier fly), 1911 nucleotides long. RefSeq names its product diuretic hormone receptor (gene Dh44-R1). Gene Ontology annotation, molecular function: G protein-coupled peptide receptor activity; diuretic hormone receptor activity; peptide hormone binding. Bases 328 to 1809 code for a protein of 493 amino acids. Lineage: Eukaryota; Metazoa; Arthropoda; Insecta; Diptera; Stratiomyidae. The record is from RefSeq and is a predicted model, not a curated record. Gene Ontology annotation, biological process: adenylate cyclase-modulating G protein-coupled receptor signaling pathway; cell surface receptor signaling pathway. The transcript has 13 exons. Gene Ontology annotation, cellular component: plasma membrane.
AAUUCGGUCUUCUCCUUAGCUGGGAGGAAGUUCACGCGUUUAACGUUCCCGGGAAAGUGCGCCAUCACGCGGUGAAAGUUUAGUAACAAUCGGAAAACGGUUACAAUUGCAUUGAAUUACUCUAUGUGCAAAUAUUGGUGGUUGUUUCAUUGAAAGCAUGUGGGGGUGUUUCAGGUGUUUCUUUGAAGAGUUCACAUAGUAUGUGGUCCUUGUGCAGAAGUGUGCCUAAAGAAUUUAUAGUGAAACUACAAUGGACGACACACAGAGGAAGGUGGUAGAGUUGAAUACAAUCUGCAAGGCAGCUGUUCCGUGAGCGGUUUCACCACAAUGCAAAAGGAUACAAUGAAUACGAAUACACUAACUCCCCUGGAAGAUCACAACUUACUGACGCAUCAGGAUCUCUUGGCGGCCCUAAAUCAAAGCAUUGAGCUAAAAUGUCUCCUAAAAAGCCAACUCGAGGAAGCCGACCCCACAGGCGAAUACUGUCCGACGUCGUUCGAUUCGAUAUUAUGUUGGCCAAGGACACCGAGAGCAACCCUUGCCGUACUACCUUGCCUAGAGGAAUUACAAGGAGUUCACUACGAUAGUUCACAGAAUGCAACACGUUACUGCACUGCUGAAGGAGUUUGGGACAACUACACAAAUUACGGCCAGUGCCUGCAUCUGCCCGAGUCCUCCGUCGUUCCUGAAUUCGAGCCAAACAUCGAACUACCCACGUUCAUCUACUACGUCGGUUACACAAUUAGUCUUAUUUCGCUAACUCUGGCGGUUCUAGUGUUUUCUUACUUCAAGGAAUUGCGAUGUCUGCGAAACACAAUUCAUGGAAAUUUAUUUCUAACGUACAUCAUGUCGGGAUUGCUCUGGAUUUUGACGUUGUCGGUGCAGAUAUCCAUUCGUACUGGCCUUGGGGGUUGCAUUAUCCUUGUAACACUAUUUCACUAUUUUAGCCUGACAAACUUUUUUUGGAUGCUCGUAGAAGGACUUUACCUCUAUAUGCUGGUGGUGAAAACGUUCUCAGGAGACAACAUACGGUUCACAAUAUACGCUAUAAUUGGCUGGGGUGGUCCUGCUGUGUUUGUAUUCAUUUGGGUAAUUGCAAAAGGAUUAACCACAGCACAGUUUUCGUCUGAGAAGCUAAAUAUUGAGUGUCCAUGGAUGCAUGACACUCCAGUUGAUUGGAUCUUCCAGGGACCUGCGUGUACGGUGCUCAUCAUAAACUUAAUUUUCUUAUUGCGAAUAAUGUGGGUCCUAAUUACAAAACUUCGUUCGGCCAACACCGUGGAAACGCGUCAGUACAGAAAAGCGGCGAAAGCCCUCUUAGUUCUCAUCCCCCUAUUCGGCAUCACGUAUCUUGUCGUCUUAACAGGGCCCAACGAGGGUGUCGGAAGCUAUAUAUUCGCGAUUGCCAGGUCCGUUCUUUUAAGCACACAGGGAUUUUCCGUUUCGCUAUUUUAUUGCUUCCUGAAUUCCGAAGUAAGGACUGCUCUACGCCACCACGUCGUCCGGUGGCAUGACGAACGCAAUAUCCGCCUAGGACAGCUACGACGAAGUAGAAGAUACACAGCCAAAGGUUACGGUCAGACGAAGGAUUAUUCGCCCAGGUCAAGAACUGAAAGCAUACGGCCACAGACAACGACAUAUAGCAGGUGGGAGUCUUGCACGUCAACUGGAACCACAACCACACUUUUGGGGCCUCCUGCAACUUUCGGGUAUCAACAACGAGGCUCCAAUGGACUCUUAAGUAUGCAGGACACGACUGGAGUAAUUAAUUCCCUUAUCGAGCAAGGAGUCGAGGAGAAUUCCGUUUGAGAUGGCAUAUAAAUAAAUCAUUCAGUUAUUAUCAUGUGCUUUGCUGGAAUCCAGCUUCUUUGUAAAUUUAUGUAAAAUAAAUGUAAGAAGUAUCUCUAAUCU